Messenger RNA from Anastrepha obliqua, 375 nucleotides. RefSeq lists its product as uncharacterized. The transcript has 3 exons. The coding region runs from base 1 to 375 and encodes 124 amino acids. The record is from RefSeq and is a predicted model, not a curated record. Lineage: Eukaryota; Metazoa; Arthropoda; Insecta; Diptera; Tephritidae.
AUGAGCAACACCGUCGAUCUCCUUAGUAGUUUAAAGAUAUGUAUGUGGAUUGAAUUUACGUUACCAGCCAUUCAUGAAUGGAACGAAGGUAUCGAGGAGGGCAAUGCAGAUGGCGAUCAUCAGCAAGAGGACGAGUCCGAUGAUCACAGCGUAUCAGAGCAACUGGAUAAAAUUAAACCGACUGAAGCAGUUGAUAUCUUCAACAAGGCGUUAAUAUGGGCUGGCCAUGAAGACGUCGAUCAAAAUGAUAUGAGCGUGCUAAGACGGUUAAGGGAGAAAGCUGGGAUUCAAGCGCAUUUGAACAUUGUGCUAUCGGAGAAACGAAAUCUCUAUGAGUCGAUGUUGAUGGCAGUGGAUCGUUUGUAUGAACUAUAG